GGUGAUCUCGAGACUAUGGAGAGACUGAUAAAGGUUCAUCCUUCUCUGAUCGACGAGAAGGUUGGGUUCUGGCCAUAUCCGACAGUGCUUCUGGUGGCAGCCCGCUCCAAACAUGCCCUUGAGGCCAUGAAGCUUUUGGUCAAGUAUGGAGCUGCACUUGAUCGAGGUGAUCAUAAUGGGAUCACAGUCCUUCAUUUGGUCUGCGAACAAUACCCAAAUCCGACAGAAGCUAUUGUUUUCUUGACGAAGGCUGGUGCAGAUUGUAACAGUCGAGAUGGCAAGAAGCUUGUGGAUCAUCAGCAGCAGCGAACACCUUUGCAUUACGCAAUCCAGCAUUGCAAGGAACCUGCACCGGUUAUCGAGCUUCUACUGAAGAAGGGCGCUGAUGUCAAUGCCCAAGAUUCUAAAAAGUCAACACCACUGCAUCUGGUAUUGGAGAGGAUGGAUAAUGAGGAGCUUGUGCAGAUGUUGCUG
Lobosporangium transversale is the source of this 474-nucleotide messenger RNA. RefSeq names its product ankyrin repeat-containing domain protein. The record is from RefSeq and is a predicted model, not a curated record. The annotation marks the transcript as partial. The transcript is spliced from 2 exons. Gene Ontology annotation, molecular function: protein binding. Gene Ontology annotation, cellular component: nucleus; cytoplasm. NCBI's taxonomy places the organism in Eukaryota, Fungi, Mortierellomycota, Mortierellomycetes, Mortierellales, Mortierellaceae.